Molecule: messenger RNA, 1323 nt
Organism: Procambarus clarkii (red swamp crayfish)
Lineage: Eukaryota; Metazoa; Arthropoda; Malacostraca; Decapoda; Cambaridae
Source: RefSeq, a predicted model, not a curated record
CGACUGCCAGGGAGAGUAGAGUUGUUAAUGUAACAUUUACACAUCAAUAGUUACUUUUAUUAUGCACCCCAUACCCAUCUUGUGGGCAUUAGUUGAAAGGGUUACAGAGGCACAUAAUGGGCUCAGGGACUGAACCCCACGACAAUAAUGAGACCAAAUAUGUAUAUUAGAUUUACAGAUGGCGUGAGGCUAGUGGUGGCGGCGGAGGAAUGGGCACCCCACCUCACUAUAUAUCAUGGCCCCCAUGGACCCCUAAUGAAGGAGGGCCCCCAGGACGGCCUUCAGAUGGAGGGCCCCCACGACGCCCUUCACAUGGAGGGCCCCCAGGACGCCCUUCAGAUGGGGGGCCCCCAGGACGCCCUUCACAUGGAGGGCCCCCAGGACGCCCUUCAGAUGGAGGGCCCCCACGACGCCCUUCACAUGGAGGGCCCCCAGGACGCCCUUCAGAUGGGGGGCCCCAUGGCCAGUCUUCUGGAAAUCCUCGCCCACUCCAUCAACUUCACGUACUCCGUGAGUCGUCCAGCGGACGGGUCGUGGGGACUGCUGCACGACAACGGCUCCUGGUCUGGCAUGGUCGGGAUGGUCGCCAGGAAGGAGGCAGAUAUGGCUCUGGGACCCUUCGCCAUGACAGCGGCGCGGGCGGCCGACACUGACUUUUGCCUGCCUUUCUUCACCGACUUCUCCAGGAUGCUGGCUGCUGGAGGGCGCCCCGAGGUCGACCCUUGGGGCUUCCUCCUGCCGCUGGCGCCGCAGGUCUGGGCAGCCACACUAGCAGCGCUGGUGCUGGUCGUCCUGGCUGUGAUCAUCUUGUCUAACAUCGCUGCUAGGACACCAGGAUUGGCGGCACACAUCUGCUUCACAUACUACAGCGUGCUAUUGCAGCAAGCUGGCGUGUCGACCAGAAGAACGUGGGAGAGGCUGGCGGCCGGCGGGUGGAUAGUAGCGGCACUAAUACUAUCCUGGAGCUUCUGUACCAACCUCACCUCUAUCCUGGCCGUCCGGUACAUCCCCCAACCCUUCCAGACCUUCCUUGACCUCAUCCGUGACCAUCACGCUGCCAUCGUCAUAGAGAGGGGCACCGCUGAAAACCAAUUUCUCAUGAGUGCGACCUCAGGCACGCUGUAUGACCUGGCGAGGCUGGCCCUCGAGGGCCGACUGAAGUAUUACCAGUCCGAGGACCUGGCCUCCGUCCUUCAUGGUAUGACUGAAGGGCAACACAACGUCCUACUGAUAGAGGACCUUAGUGCUCAGCUCUCCAUGGCUGACCACUUCUCUCGUACAGGUAAUUCCCGGAAUUUAAAUCUAAUUUUAAAGUCAAAAUAG